Messenger RNA from Jatropha curcas, 1191 nucleotides. RefSeq lists its product as uncharacterized. Gene Ontology annotation, cellular component: mitochondrion. Gene Ontology annotation, biological process: P450-containing electron transport chain. The record is from RefSeq and is a predicted model, not a curated record. Lineage: Eukaryota; Viridiplantae; Streptophyta; Magnoliopsida; Malpighiales; Euphorbiaceae. Gene Ontology annotation, molecular function: electron transfer activity; 2 iron, 2 sulfur cluster binding.
UGCGAGAGGUACGGGGUUCGAUACCCCGCAUCUCCAUAAUCUAUCCAGUUGUUUAGAAGGUUUCGUUUUGUUUUUUCCUUCAAGUUUUCUGGUUCUUCUUCAAAGUGGAAGCUUCUACGCGCUUCAUAUGCAGAAACCUCCCCAGAACCUCGCAGGCCAAAAUUUAAUUGAAUGGUUGAUCUAAUAUUUUGUUUCUCACCUUUCGCUUUUAUAGUAAUAAAAAAGUUUCUUACUGAGCUAUUUUGUCGCAAUUGAAUUGACGAAGAAUUAUGUUGGUCUCUAGACUUGGAGUUGGAAUGGUUAAACAGCUCGCAAAAGGCAUGUAUAAAUCCUUCAGCAGAACCGCAUUUGUACAAACACCUUACACUCAAUACUGGCGGCCUCAGUUUGAAUUACAUUCAGCAACUAAGGCGUUCCUAGGUACCAUAUUUCAGAAGCAUCGUCUGUUUUCUACUACAGAUUCUGGUAGUGAAAGGAUCGGUGGAAGUGAACAAAAGGAAAUGAUAUCUGUAACAUUCGUGAACAAGGAUGGAGAGGAAAAGCACAUCAAGGUUCCAGUUGGAAUGUCAAUGUUGGAAGCUGCUCAUGAAAAUGAUAUAGAACUAGAAGGAGCCUGUGAAGGUUCACUUGCCUGUUCAACAUGUCAUGUGAUUGUCAUGGAUGUAGAACACUACAACAAAUUAGAAGAACCAAAAGACGAGGAGAAUGACAUGUUGGAUUUGGCCUUUGGGCUCACAGAAACUUCUCGCUUGGGUUGUCAGGUCAUUGCAAAGCCUGAACUAGAUGGAAUCCGAUUAGCUAUUCCUGCUGCCACAAGAAAUUUUGCAGUUGACGGUUAUGUUCCAAAACCACACUAGACAUGGUGGAGCGCUAGGAAGUUUAUGCUGAGGGUAAGGAUACAGUCACCACAGUUUUCUUUCAUGGAACUAAUUCUAUACUUGCAUCAUAUAAAUGAGGAUGAAGGGAUUGAGACUGUUGAGUCCUCUAUAAUGUCAAAAGAGAAUGCUUUAUGCAUUACAUUACUUGGGUUUUACCUAUUAUUUCCUUUCAUGCAUAAAGCAUUAUGCAGGAUUUACAGUGCUUUGCCUUUGCCUGCGUUUAAAUUAAAGGUUGACCAUUCAAAACCUAAUUGUCAAUCCUUUUUGCAUGCUACACCUAAUUCUAUAUUUUUUCGCUCAUCAUCUAUUGAAA